UGAACUCCCCUCCCCCUCUGCUCAUCUGCUCCGCAGCCUCGUCGAAACACUCAGACAAACACACGGCCGGAGAGACGAGAAAGAAACCUGAGAUACAGGCGAGACAAAGAUGAGAGACACGAAACCGCAGCCGAUAUUGACUCUAGCGUGAACCAUGACAGGCUGGAGUGAGAGAUAGACGGCUAGAGGAGUAGGGGAGGGGUGAACAGACAGAGAGAGAGACAGACGGGAGGGAUAUGGCCCUCUUACACGUCUCUGCAGUCAAGCUGCACGCCCUGGACUGAAGACCAUGCUGGAUAAAAGCGAAGUGUCCACUCUCAGUCUGCCGCCCUCCGUGAGCCAUGGCGGGUCAGACGGGAACAUCAGCGUGGAGGCAGGGUCAGACGGGGCAUGCGGCGAGAUCCAGAGAACACGAGUGGCACUGGAACACCUGCAGCAGAAGAUCCUGAAGAUCACCGAACAGAUCCGCGUGGAACAGGAGGCCCGUGACGAUAAUGUGGCCGAGUAUCUCAAACUGGCCCACAAUGCGGACAAGCAGCAGGCGUCGCGCAUCAAACAGGUGUUUGAGAAGAAGAAUCAGAAGUCUGCGCAGACUAUUGCGCACUUGCACAAGAAGCUCGAGCACUAUCACAAGAAACUUAAAGAGAUCGAGCAGAAUGGUCCUGCACGACAGCCCAAAGACGUCUUGAGGGACAUGCAGCAGGGCCUGAAGGACGUAGGUGCCAAUAUGCGAGCGGGAAUCAGUGGUUUCGGAGGUGGAGUAGUGGAAGGAGUCAAGGGCGGAGUCUCAGCACUCACGCACACCGCCGUCGUCUCGAAACCCCGAGAGUUCGCCAGUCUCAUCCGCAACAAGUUUGGCAGCGCCGACAACAUCGCCCACCUAAAGGAAACUUUGGAGGAUGGGCACACGGAGGAGACUCCCAGAGCUCUGAGCGGCAGCGCCACGCUGGUCUCCAGCCCCAAAUACGGCAGCGACGACGAGUGCUCCAGCGCAACGUCCGGGUCGGCGGGUGGAAGCAACUCUGGCGGGGCGGGAGCGGCAAUGGGCAGCCCGCGACUGGACGGACAUCAUCACCACCAUCAUCACCACCACUCGUCGUCUUCCUCUUGGGAUGCCCUGCUGGAAGGCCUGCAGGAGAUCAAAGUCGGUCAGGUGCAUAUGGAGGACGCCAUCGAGGACAUGAAAGCGCAGCUGCAAAGCGACUACAGCUACAUGACCCAGUGCUUGCAGGAGGAGCGAUACAGAUAUGAGCGUCUGGAAGAGCAACUCAAUGACUUGACGGAACUCCAUCAGAACGAGAUGAGCAAUCUGAAGCAGGAGCUGGCCAGCAUGGAGGAGAAGGUGGCGUACCAGUCGUACGAGAGAGCGCGAGACAUCCAGGAAGCAGUAGAGUCCUGCCUCACCCGCAUUACCAAACUGGAGCUGCAGCAGCAACAGCAGCAGGUGGUGCAGCUGGAGGGCGUGGAGAACGCUAAUGCCCGAGCUCUGCUGGGAAAACUCAUCAACGUCAUCCUGGCCCUGAUGGCGGUACUGCUGGUGUUCGUCUCCACCAUUGCCAACUUCAUCACGCCCCUCAUGAAGACGCGUGCCCGGGUUGGCGCCACCCUCGCCCUUGCGCUCUUCCUGGUCACACUGUGGAAACACUGGGAUUGGCUUGAGCUUUGCUUGUUGCCCAGUUGAAAAACAUGAACAAAAUACAUGUCCAGAACUUAAACUCUAACUCUAACCAGAAGUGGGUGAGACCUUGAAGGACGUACAAGAAAGAUCCAUCCAUGGCGUCAGUAAGGAGAUACGUGGCCUGAAGAUGGUGCUGUCUGAAUCGCAGGCCAUGGCUCUACAUUUCCUGUCUUUUCCUUCUGAAUGGGUUUCUUUUAGGGCUGCGCGAUUAAUAAGGAUGCGCAUCUCGUCAGUAAAGCCGGUUCUGUGAUCAGUAGUAAAUCUCCAUCACGUGCUUUUAGAUGGAGCAGCAUUUACUACACAGAGCCGGAGUUCACUGACAAGCUACGCAAAAAAACCUAUGAAAUCGAAGUAAUCAUUCGCGAUAAUGACAGCUGUUUGCGUAGCACGGCUGUGUGUAGUAAAUGCUGAAAGCAUGUGAAAAUAUCACAUUUAAUAACAUGUUUUUACUCCAAACUCAGUUCAUAACGUCAGAGGAGUGUUUGAAAUAAAUCCUUCUGUGAGAUGAUGUGGCUUCUUACACAGAAUAAGGCACGCAACAUAUUUCAUAGUAUUCUAAGCAGUGAUAAAGGCAUUGCAUUAUUAUAUACUUUAUUAUAAGGAAAAUGAUAAAUGAUAAUGAGAAGAACUUAUUAGUCACGCUGAAUCGAUGAAAGCAGUUAAAUCUUCUGUUUAUUCAGCAACAGCUAUAGACAUUUCCUGGGUUUCUUCUGAGUUUCUCUGGCCUUCGGAUGGAGUUUACUACUGAUCACAGAACUGUGCUUCACUGGCAAGCUGCGCGCAUGAAUAUCAUGUUUUUUGCAUUUGCGAUUUCAUUGCGAUUUAUCAUGCAGCCCUAGUUUCUUUCCUUUUUUUGGACCACUGAGCUCCUUUUGCUUUAACUAAUGAAUGUUAAAACUGGUUCUUAGAGCGGACACAAGAAAUAAGUCCAGAGGAUGGUCUUCUGCUGAUGCAUGGCUUUAAUACCAACACAUGGUCACAUUUCAGAUCCAAACAUCUUCAUGACCGAAGGAACUCUUUCAUGUUGACACCAAAACUGUCUCAGAUGUGUUGCGUUUAGUUUUUGUCUCUGUGGAUCUCAGUGUCUGUUAUACCUCGUUAUGGAGGAGAAGGAAACUUUGUCAUUUUACUUUGUGUAUUGUUAAGUGAUAUUUGACAUAGGGCAGAAAAGCAGAAACGUAACGUCAGUAGUCAAAAAUCAAUACUACAUCUGUCAUCAGAGCAUUUUUGUAAACACAGUAAUAGUGUCACACUCACUGUUAGCAUGAUCAUAUUUCUCAUGUUUCUACCCGUUUGCUAAAUCACAACACCACUGUAUUCUUAAUAAAUACAUUUGCAAAU
Onychostoma macrolepis is the source of this 3019-nucleotide messenger RNA. RefSeq names its product transmembrane and coiled-coil domain family 2 (gene tmcc2). Gene Ontology annotation, cellular component: endomembrane system. Gene Ontology annotation, biological process: amyloid precursor protein metabolic process. The coding region runs from base 290 to 1681 and encodes 463 amino acids. The record is from RefSeq and is a predicted model, not a curated record. Lineage: Eukaryota; Metazoa; Chordata; Actinopteri; Cypriniformes; Cyprinidae. The transcript has 5 exons.